CCCAUUAGGGUGGUUGGUUUCUUAUCUGAAGCUUGCAGAUGGAAGGGAGGGGCUGGCCAUAUAGGGGAUCACUCCCUUAUAGCGCCUGCAGACCUUCCUUGGUCAGGGAAGAGCUCAGUUCGCCCCACCCAUUCCUGAAUGUUUUACCUUCUAAGCCUUAACCUCCUUCCUAGUAGGCAGGAGUGAUGUCUGCCCGCUCUAUUAUAUUAAUGUCUGCAGCAGCAGGUCAGUAACCAGUCCGUCUUUAGUACUUGUCGAGGGUGUCAUGUCUGCAGAGGAGGCCCCUGAGCCAUGAGAGAAAGGGACAAGGAUCGUUUGCUUAGGUCGCCACUCCCGCCUCCCCUCCCCACUCCUCCCUUGCCCAGCCCAACUGUCCUUAUUUAAUGGCCAGUGAAAAGAAAAUCUGGGAACUGUAAAUUGGUAUAAAGCCAUGUCCCUCUCUAGGUAAGGGAGAGGUUACCUACGGUAUACACAUUAACACCCUGUUACGAAACUUCCUUGUAUUACACACUGACUUUCGCCUGAUUAACUUGUAUCUCCCCCAGUGUUUAGUACAGGGCUUGGCAUGUAGUAAAUGCUUAACAACCACAGUUAUUACUAGUCUUUCCAGGAGGACAGUUAUUAUAUUGUACCAAGAAUGACUCUGCAGCUAAAUGAUUAAAAGCGAUUCGUUUAAUGAUCGAGCUGAAGUUUUGUCAUUUGACUUGUCGAAAUAUUAGUCCCGUCGGAUUCUCUCCGAGACACUUGUGAUUGAACCUAAGAGCUGCCGGGGGGCUUGCCUUUUCUUUUUUAGCAGGUUGUUUUCAAUGAAUUGGGAAUUAUGGAUACUGAACAGACCUCCCUAGUGCAUAAAAAAGUUACAGUCGUUCAGAAGAUGAUCGCUUCUUGUACCGGAGCUCUUCUUACAUCAUUAAUGGUGACACCCCUGGAUGUUGUUAAAAUCCGACUUCAAGCCCAAAAAUAUCCAUUCCCCAAAGGAAAAUGUUUUGUGUACUGUAAUGGCCUCAUGGAUCAUAUGUACAUCUGUGAAGAGGGAAGCGGCAGAGCGUGGUAUAAAAAGCCCGGCCAUUUCAGAGGAACAUGGGAUGCUUUUUUGAAAAUUAUUCGAAAUGAGGGUAUUAAGUCCCUGUGGAGUGGCCUUCCUCCAACACUGGUGAUGGCAGUUCCUGCCACAGUUAUUUAUUUUUCAUGUUAUGAUGAACUCUCAGUUUUUAUGAGAUCUAAACUAGGAGAAGAUGAUGCUCACAUACCCAUUAUUGCUGGAGUCCUGUCUCGAUUUGGUUCAGUAACAGUAAUAAGUCCAUUAGAGUUAAUUAGAACCAAGAUGCAGUCUAAGAAGUUGUCUUACAGGGACCUGCUUCUAUUUAUGAGCAAGACAUUAUCCACCGGUGGCUGGACUUCCCUGUGGAGAGGCUGGGGUCCGACGGUCCUCAGAGACGUCCCCUUCUCAGCACUCUACUGGUAUAACUUCGAAAUCUUUAAGAAGUGGCUCUGCAAGAAAUCUGGCUGCCAGGAACCCACUUUCGGCAUCAAUUUUACUUCAGGAGCGGCAUCGGGCUCCAUUGCUUCUGUUGCAACCUUACCGUUUGAUGUGGUCAAAACCAAAAGGCAGACACUGCUCUGGGAACAUGAUGUUUCCCGGAAGUUGCCAUAUUCCACGUGGGAAAUAAUGAAGAGCAUCGUUAAAGAAAGUGGGUUUACGGGGUUAUUUGCAGGGUUCAUUCCCCGUUUAAUUAAAGUUGCUCCCGCUUGCGCCAUAAUGAUCAGCACAUACGAAUCCGGAAAGACUUUUUUCUACAAACAGAACUUAAGGAAACAGCAACAUCAUUAACUCACCUCCUUGGACUCUGAAGAACAAAGUUCACCAGCUUCCGAGAUGGCGGAUUUUCAGUGCCAGAGUGGAACGUGACGCCCACGUUAAAAGUAUUUGAAAUAUUUUUUUUUUUCCCAAAAUUUGCCACGAUCCAAUAGACUACCGCUUUUUACUCUCCCUCCAGAUGUGAACUCCAAAAAGCCAGUUUUCUGUUUUAGCUCAACCUCAGCAGUGCCCGAAGGGUUUCUGCAACAAUUAUUGACACCUCAUGUAGUCACAUUAGUAAAGAAAGUUUCUAUUUUUGACAAGCUAGAUGGAUGGCAAUCUGGUUCAGUCCUUUCCCGGCCUGAAUUUUGUUUCCGUUCUCUAAGUGAAAAUUUUCGUCUCCCCGAGACGCUAUUGUGGAACUCCCGGCGAGAGUUCAGUGUUCAGAAGGAAAGGUUGAAUCUUGGGGGAAAUAUUAAUCAUGAAAAUCAGUGACUAACUCUGGAUACCCGCUCUGGUCCUCAAGAAGGAUUUUGUCUUGAAAGCGAAGGCCCUUGUAAGGAAAAAUAAUGGGCAGGACUUCUAUAUUUUAAUGAAGCAGGCUCUGAAAGGCGGCAGUUGAAUCGCUAUUUUCCAGAUGAUUUUCCUUUUCAGGUCUGAACUCACUGUUCCUUAGAUUUUUUUGUUUUCAAAUUUGAUUUUUUUGGUGCCUUAUAGCUUUUUUAUAGUCAGGAUUUCGGCUAAUAGAAGCCAGCUGGUCAGUUUACCCUCACGUUUGGAAAGAGGAUCGGUUUUCCUUCUUAUUGGGAACAAAUUAGUAUAUUUUGCAAGUAGCGGUGUGGGAGCUGCCAUUCUCGAUGAGUACGGCUCACGUUUAACUGCGUUCGUUUUCAUUCCGUUUUGAGCGUGUCUCAUUGAGAUAAAGGAGAGGGGGUAACGUGCUUACUUGCGACAAGCUCCCAUUAACCUUGAUUUGUGCUAAAAGAAACAAGCGCUGGAUCUGAAUGCCUCUGGGGUUGACUUAUUACCCAGGCGCGCGCGUGAUUUGGAAAUGAACUAAAAACCAGUUUCCGAAGGGAAGGGUCGCCGGGGUGAGAUGCAAGUGUGCGACGGAGGGAAGAUAGAGCCGGGGGCUAGACGGAAGGGGCCAACGGGUAGCACUGACCUCAAGAAAAUGACUUCAUUUUCUCAGAAUAAUUAACACUUUACGGUGGUUACACGACGCUGCACUUUACUGUGAUCUAAAGAUGAAAUGUGAAACCCGAUUUUUCAGAAUGUAGUUGUUGAAGAGGCUCGUGUUGAAUCUUUUCCUGAAAAAUCUUUAGUUUGAAUACGCAAAUAAAUUGUUUUUUAUAUUUUAGAA
Molecule: messenger RNA, 3161 nt
Organism: Ornithorhynchus anatinus (platypus)
Lineage: Eukaryota; Metazoa; Chordata; Mammalia; Monotremata; Ornithorhynchidae
Gene: SLC25A40
Product: solute carrier family 25 member 40
Exons: 11
Coding region: 821-1831 (336 amino acids)
Biological process (GO): mitochondrial transmembrane transport
Source: RefSeq, a predicted model, not a curated record